UGUGCUUACGUACAUCAGUCACGAGGACAUGCUGAAAAAAAGAAGCGAGGGUUAAAUAUUAAAAAGAAAAAAAAUAAGCAAAUAGGUGAAAAACAAUGUAUUACAGAGGUGGGUCACGUGAGUAAUUAUUAGCCGGUAAUCCAGUCGCCAUUAACCCAGCGUCGACUUAAUAUAUGGUGCAUGUGGUCCGGUCAGUCACAGUAAAACAGUUGUACGUUACGGAACUCUGAAGGAUCUUAAUGGCUUGCUAACAGUAACAAACGCAGGAGAGCGAAAAUACAUAGAAACUUGUUAAAACAAAGUUUUUUGCCUUUUCUUUUUUUUUACAUUUUCACCUUAAUCAAAAAAAUAUAUUUGAAUAUAUUUACGAAUAUGCAUCGCUAUUUGGCUAUGGAUAUUCCUCAAACAUUUUCAUGUUUUCUUUUCUUCACAUUAUUGCCCUCAAUUUCUGCACAGUUUCCAAGAGUAUGUGCGGAAAAUGCCACCACUCCUGAUGGAAUUUGUUGUCCAACAAGACCAGGUGAUACACUUCCAUGUGGCGGUCCAUUACGGGGAUUGUGCCGGCCAAUAGAUUUUACCAACGAGGUUGAUCUGGUCCCACCUGAAAACAAGAUGGACGAUCGUUUUAACUGGCCCACACGUUUCUUUAAACAAGCAUGUGACUGUCGUGGUAACUAUGAUGGUUUUAUGUGUCAGCACUGUGAUUAUGGAUUUACAGGACUUAAUUGCACCAAAAAACUUCGUCGCAUUCGCAAAGAUUACAGGAAAUUAACUAAAGAAGAGAAAGACGAGCUUCUUCGUGGUAUUUUACUGCUGAGUGAGACAGACAGUGAUUAUGCAGUUUUGGAUACUACUGCUUCAGUGGAUCCUGCAGUGAACCCAACAUUUGUAAAUGUAUCGGUGUACAAUUAUUUAGCUUAUUUCCAUUACUAUGUGGCUAGGAGGACACUUGUGAAGCCUAUAGAAAAGUGUCAAACGGCAGCCUUCGUGCCCGAUUUUGCUCACGGAGGACCGGUGUUCAGUUCGUGGCACCGAGCAUAUCUCUUACUUUGGGAAAUGGAAAUAGCAAGAGCCCUGAAAAAUCCAUCGUUUUCUUUCCCCUAUUGGAACUGGACUGAAUCAGGUAGAAAUUGUGAUGUGUGUACCAACGAUUUUAUGGGUCAUACACCUGAUAACAAAAACGGAACACUUGAUACUUUGUCUUUGUUUUCGGAGUUCUCCGUAUAUUGCGUACCGACUCUGGGCGGCUGUGCAGGCUGCAACGUGUCAACACCGAGUGGGAAGAUUAUUCGACGCCCAGGCAACAACCCUGAAUAUCGCUCACUUCCUCCUUUGAGGGAUGUAGAGUUCUUGAAGGCCGUUAAAAACUAUGACACUUUACCGUACGACACACGCAGUGGUAAUAACAGCUUCAGAAACCUUUUGGAAGGGUUUGCGAAUAGAGAAGGACCAACCACCGGUAGAAUGUACACUCAUAAUCAGGUCCAUGCUUUCAUGAAUGGAACAUUUUCUGAAUUGGUUACAGCUGCAUUCGACCCUGUUUUCCAGCUUCAUCAUGCAUUCGUAGAUAAAACUCUGGAAAUUUGGAUCAGAGAAAACCAACCAGCUUACUCAGAGCUGCCAGUAUUUGAAGCCCCGCCGGGUCACGGUAGAAUGGCCAACAUGGUGCCGUUCUUUCCAGUAGAAAAGAACUUCAUGAUGUUUGCUCACUCACACGCUCUUGGCUACGACUAUGACGAUUUGGUUGUAGAAGAUGUACCGAAAACUUCGCUCAGUCCAGUUUGGAUUAUUGUUAUUGUCGAAGCUGGUCUUUUACUGCUUCUGCUGGCAAUCAUCAUCGAAUUGGCACGCACACGUAAUCACCGUUCCCAAGCAAGACAACUGAGUUCCACGUCCGUGCAUAACAACGUCACCGCUGACACAGCUGAUGAAGAACAACCAAUAUUCCAACCAGGAAACCCAACUUACAGAACCUAUAAUGCUGCCGAGAAUUCAUAGUGGAAGAAAGAAAACAUAAUUUUUUUUAUAUUACUUAAUUUAUCUAUCUUUACGUAUGCGAAAGCAUUUUGACAUUUAUCCAGCAUCACAUUUUCGUUUUUGUUUUCUUUUUUGUUUUGUUUUUUGUUUGUUUUUUGUUUUGUUGUUUGCUUCUACAAUUUCUACUUCCGCCGCUGGCUCACCCAGCCAGAUCUUUGUGUGUGCGUGCAGAAAAAUGUCCCUUCACCUACAUAAAAAAAUAUAUAUAUCGUCAAUGGAGCUUCUUUCUAUACUGUCAAUCGACCAGCAAAAAUUAGCAGCUAGAUCUUCAUCAAAUCACUUUUUACUGCAUUUUUAAAAGAAAUUUACAGAAGUGUUUGAAUAUGUUCUUAAGGAUAAACAAUUGAAAUCUAACAGAAGUGCGUUGUAAGUUGCUUGAAACAUUGUGAUACAGAAGGAAAAUAACAAAAUAGUGGAAACAGAGAGCUUUUUUUCAAUGUGAAAGGGGAAAAGUUUAACGACCUUCAUAUAUUUCAGGCACGAAAUAUAUAAACGUUACUAAUCUUAUCCCUUUUCUCCUUGUAAGCAGCUCUCCGUCUUCAUUAUGUUGUUAUUUUACUUCUGAAAUUAAAAGAUUUCUGUGUGGAAAAUAAAAUAAAAUAAAAUAAAAUAAAGAUACAGAGAAAAUCGUAUAUUUUACAACAAAAUUAAUAUUAAAAGGAUUGCAAACAGAGACUGUCCUAAGAAUUUGAAUAGGAUCUUAAGGCCAGAACUACUGAAAAUAAUAGGUUUCGGUAAAAAAAAAAUAAUAAAAUAAACCAAUACAGUUUUGGGUUCGCUAAUGAGGUUAGGGUAAAACCAAACCAUGAUCGGAGUUGUCUAUCUUACUUACCCAAUAAUAUGGGUCAUUUUUUUUAUCCCACAGCAUACUUAUUUCUAGCUACCACAAAAGUACCCAAGGCAUUAAAUAUGUUAAUACUAAUACGUUUCUUUUCUCAUGCGGAUGACAUCUCUGAGUAGUUUAUUCUUUAAUUAUAGAUCGAACAUUAAUAAAUACCAUGGAAAGUACUUGACUGGUAAUCACAGAGAUAUAAGUUCGAGUCUCAUGGCUGGCUGCUGACAAUUUUUUUGUCUGUAAUAUAAAGAUGCUAUCCUAUUUACGCUGUUCAUGCAUAAUUCUGCACUUGAGAAUAAACUAUCUCCAUAUCUGUAUAUCUCAAUACAUCUCCACAUUUCCACAUACAAAGCAAUCUUCGUUUGUGUGUGCGUGUGUGUAUGUAUUGUUAGAAUGGCUAAAACACGCGCCCGACGCAAACCCACACUCGCACUCACGUUCACACACACACACACACACACA
This is a messenger RNA of Octopus bimaculoides (California two-spot octopus), 3334 nucleotides long. RefSeq names its product tyrosinase. The record is from RefSeq and is a predicted model, not a curated record. Gene Ontology annotation, biological process: melanin biosynthetic process; pigmentation. Gene Ontology annotation, molecular function: tyrosinase activity. NCBI's taxonomy places the organism in Eukaryota, Metazoa, Mollusca, Cephalopoda, Octopoda, Octopodidae.